UUGUCACUUGCGUCUUGCACUUGCAAUUUGUCUCAAUUUACUCUUUUUAAUUUUGAUAUCUUGAAAUUAAAAAUAAUGUUGUAACAAAAAUAACAAAGACGCUACCAGCUAUGGCUAGAAGAUACCGCGAUGCUGCCGCCAAAUUACAGGAAAACGUUAAGAAACACUUGCAAAUUAUAAAAAACGAGGUAUCUUCUUCAGAAGAUGAAGAACCUUUUGAGCAGAAUGUCCUGGAUGGCGUAUUUCAAAGCUAUUGGAGGGGUGGUGGAGACAAACAAAUGCUAGAAAGAACUAAGAAUCUUAUUGAAGAGGCGAUAAGUGGUAGGUCUAUUACGUGUUUAAUCUGUAUCGGUUCAAUAAAGCGGCCGGACGCGAUAUGGACUUGUGAGCACUGCUACUCCUACUUCCAUCUAUCGUGUAUUCAAAAGUGGUCGAAUGACAGCAUUAGCUUACGGAGCGAAGAAAGCCAUGGCCCGAUAGCAGUGUUCCGACCUAAGAAAAUUGAAUGGUGCUGUCCAAAAUGCAGGCACUCUUACGACAGAGACGAUAUUCCCCGAAAGUAUCGCUGCUUUUGUGGUAAAACUGACGAUCCUGCCUGCCAUCCUUGGUUGAUUCCUCACACUUGUGGGGAAGUUUGUGGUAAGAGGCUGUCUUUGGGAGAGAGUUGCAAACACAAAUGCCUGCUGCUAUGCCAUCCAGGGCCGUGCCCCCCGUGUCCACAGACAGUGAACGGAGCAUGCUUCUGUGGGAAGGAACGUAAAAGAGUCAGAUGCAGUGCAGCUCUUUGGUCUUGCCAGCAACCAUGUAAAAAAAUACUACCUUGUAAGUCCCAUAAAUGUGAAAUUGAAUGCCAUGAUGGAGACUGUCCACCUUGCAACUACACAAGCUUGCAGUCUUGUCUGUGUGGAGCUGAGAAAAUAAAGCGACCCUGCAAUGAUCUGACAUGGCAGUGUACAAAGCAAUGUAAUAAACCAUAUGCAUGUGGAUACCAUAAAUGUGAGAAAACAUGUCACUUAGGCAGUUGUGGUUCAUGCCCUAACUCUGGGGUUCAGUCUUGCCCAUGUGGCUCCAAUGAGCGCUACAUACAGUGCCCUGAUGUGAUUGAGACAUGUGUCAGCACUUGUGGGAAGAAGCAUGAAGAUUGUGAACAUAAUUGCCCAGCGAAGUGCCAUAAAGGGCCAUGCCCUCCAUGCCAAGUUUUGAUAGAAAAAAAUUGCCAGUGUUCAACACAUACUCGAUCACUUCCAUGCAGUAAAGAGUUCAGAUGUGAAACUAAAUGUAGGCGUACAAGACCAUGCGGUAAACAUGGAUGUGGACGCAAAUGUUGCGAUGGAAAUUGUCCUCCUUGUGAAAAGGUUUGUGAUAAACCUUUACAAUGUGGCCGCCACAAAUGCACCACAGUGUGCCAUCAUGGGCCGUGCUAUCCUUGCCCAUUGGAAUCUAAAGUAACUUGUCGCUGUAAAGAAACAUUUAUUACAGUCCCUUGCGGUAGAGAAAAACACACACGACCACCAAAAUGCUUCCUACCAUGUAAGAUUAAAUAUAAGUGUGGACAUAUUGAAGAAAAUAAACACACUUGUCAUUUUGGUGACUGUCCACCGUGCAAAGCUGUUUGUAACAAAACAUACAAAUGUGGGCAUAACUGUGUAGCCACUUGUCACGAAUAUGUGUUGGUUGUGUUUAAACAGCUGGAGAAGCCUGCCACUCCCUGGGAAAUUCAGCCUACUAAGACUAAAAUUGUGAACCUAGAUUGCCCACCUUGUGAAACCCCAGUCUUGAUCACAUGUUUCGGAGAACAUGAGACAGAUUACCAGCCGUGCCACACGGCAGCCCGCAGACCCUGCGGUCGUGAAUGUGGUAGACCACUCGCAUGUGGAAAUCACUUAUGUGAUCUUCUCUGUCAUUUGCAUGAAUUUAAUCCUGACUACCCCAAUGUGCCUUCCGCUUGCAAACCAUGCAACAAAGAAUGUACAAAAGUCCGUCCAAAGAAAUGCACACACAAAUGUGCUAAACAAAGAUGUCAUCCAGGACCAUGUCCACUGUGUGAUACCUUGGAAAGAAUUCCGUGUCAUUGCAAAGUGACAGAAAUAUAUAUGCAUUGUUGGGAGCUAGCGACUGCAACGGAAGAAAUGCUGAGUUGUAAACAGCAAUGCCCAAAGAUUUUAGAUUGUGGCCAUCGCUGCAAGAAACUGUGUCAUGCAGAGCCAUGUAGAGAUAACCAAACUUGUUUGAAAAAGGCCAAAAUUAACUGUCAAUGUGGUAAUUUGAAAAAAGAGGCACCAUGCAAAGCUGUUAGGAACUCUGAAAUACAGAUAACGUGUGAUGAAAGUUGUGAAGCUAAAAAAAUUGCUGCCAAGUUGGAAAAAGAAAAAGAAGAAAAAAGAUUAAAAGAACUGGAACUAGAGAAAAAUCGAAAAGAAUUAGAGGAAUAUGAAUGGAAAUUGAGUGGGAAGAAGAAGAAGUAUAAAGAGAAGAAAAUAGUGGUAAACAGAGAUGAUAGAAGUUGGUUAGCUAAAUAUUGGGUUCCUAUUUUAUCUAUACCAGUUGUAAUUAUAGCUGCUAUUUAUUACAUUAUAUUGAAUCCAAAUAAUUAACUAAAUACUUACAGACGUACAGUUUUGUGUAUUGAGUACCUAAUGUUAGUCAAUGAAUGUUAAACCUACUUAGUUUUUGUAUGUUUGUAAUAUUUUUAUUUUUUACUUAGGUCAUUAAACUGGUUACAAUC
Messenger RNA from Maniola jurtina (meadow brown), 2725 nucleotides. RefSeq names its product NF-X1-type zinc finger protein NFXL1. The record is from RefSeq and is a predicted model, not a curated record. Gene Ontology annotation, biological process: regulation of DNA-templated transcription. Gene Ontology annotation, molecular function: zinc ion binding; DNA-binding transcription factor activity, RNA polymerase II-specific; RNA polymerase II transcription regulatory region sequence-specific DNA binding. The transcript has a single exon. Gene Ontology annotation, cellular component: nucleus. NCBI's taxonomy places the organism in Eukaryota, Metazoa, Arthropoda, Insecta, Lepidoptera, Nymphalidae. Bases 111 to 2594 code for a protein of 827 amino acids.